Molecule: messenger RNA, 1220 nt
Organism: Camellia sinensis
Lineage: Eukaryota; Viridiplantae; Streptophyta; Magnoliopsida; Ericales; Theaceae
Source: RefSeq, a predicted model, not a curated record
AAACAAAGCCCCUGAUGGAACCGAAAACCGUAGAGCUUUUAAAUAAAACUGAUCUAAACCCUACUGUUUCACUCCCCCAUUUUCAGUUCGAUAAUCGAGAGUUCCUCUCUCUCUCUCUCUCUCGCCAUUGAAACCCUUUGGUGAUUAUUAUCCAGCGAAAGGGUCAGCCAAUCAGACCAAAGAAUCAGAAAAAAAAGAAAAAGGAAAGUAAAAUGCAGCCGUCAUUUGAAGAUUUUGUUGCAAUGGAUGCCAUGUCACCAAAUUCACAACGCCGGCCAUUUUCAAUCAAGCUGUGGCCUCCGAGCCUGAACACACGACUAAUGCUUGUGGAUAGAAUCACCAACAAUCUUUCCAGCCAAUCCAUUUUCACUCAGAAAUAUGGCAGUUUGAGCAAGGAAGAGGCUGCAGAGAACGCUAAACAAAUUGAAGAUGCAGCUUUUGCCUCCGCAAAUCAACACUACGAAAAGGAGCCCGAUGGUGAUGGAAGUUCUGCAGUGCAGCUUUAUGCCAAGGAAUGCAGUAAGCAAAUCCUCGAAGUUCUUAAAAGAGGCCCUAGAGCCAUAGAGGACGGAGAAGUGAUCAAAGUUGAGAAAGUUACCAGGGCCAAUGAAACCUUUUUCGACAUAUCCAAAGGUCAGCGGGCGUUCAUUGGAGCAGAGGAGGCUCAGGAGCUUUUACGGCCGUUAAAGGAGCCCGGAAAUUCUUACACUAAAAUAUGCUUCAGCAAUAGAAGCUUUGGCUUGGAUGCGGCUUAUGUUGCAGAACCCAUCUUGAAAUCUCUCAAGGAUCAAUUGCAAGAAGUUGAUCUGUCAGAUUUUAUUGCAGGAAGGUCCGAGGAUGAAGCUCUUGACAUCAUGAAUAUAUUCUCAGCUGCCCUGGAAGGUUGUGUUUUGAAGUCUCUGAAUCUUUCAAAUAACGCUUUGGGUGAGAAAGGUGUUAGGGCAUUCGAGAAACUUCUGAAAUCACAGAGUAGCCUCGAGGAACUCUAUUUAAUGAACAACGGUAUCUCAAAGGAAGCUGCACGGGCCAUUUGUGAAUUAAUCCCUUCCACCGAGAAGCUUAGGGUUCUCCAAUUUCAUAAUAAUAUGACCGGAGAUGAAGGGGCCAUAGCUAUUUCUGAAGUUGUGAGGUGCUCUCCUUUGUUGGAGGAUUUCCGAUGCUCCUCUACAAGGGUAGAGUCUGAAGGAGGAAUCGCUUUGUCCAAAGCACUUUUGACGUGA